AUGCGACAAGGUGCAGCCAUCCUAACUAAGGAGCCCACGGUCCGGCGCGAUGUCGUCGAAAGGUUGGAACGACGACUGCGGCAGACAGAAGCGACAAAUCGAGCCUUGACGGAGAGGUUAGCGGCUCUCAAUGCAAAAUCGACCCCGAGUGUUGCAAGCAACUUCUCCACCCAGGAGAGCCCAAACGAGAACGACUGCCGAAACGUGAUCUCAGAUGAAAUUUCAUUUCUAUCCUUGAAUGCAGGGGGUGAACGGCACUUUCUGGGAUCCACAAGCGGCGUUCUUCUUGCACAUCUGAUCCGAUCUGCGACGGUUGAGGACGAUAACUCCUUAGCUGAACAGCUGAACACACAGAGACCGGAUGCUGCACUAGGUUCCAGGCUGUCGGCGCGUCCUACACAAUUACUGACCUCGGACAAAGAACUACCAUCAUGUCCACCUGAGAGCGUGGCUCGUAAUCUCCACCAGGCCUACUUUGAACAUGAUCAUCUAUGCUAUCCGAUCCUCGACCAGUCAUCGGCGAUGGCCAGUCUGGAUCAAAUCUAUGCGGAACCGUCAGCACUAGAAAGGAAUCCGUACGAGGCAUUUGUCUUCUAUAUGAUCGUGGCCAUUUCCACCUCGAGUGUUCAAAAUCUUGAAUCGCAGUCACUGCCAGAUGCCAAAAUAUACCAGAAACAGGCGAUAUCAGGAUUGAAUAACAUAUUGGCUUCGGGAGGAUUAAAAGCCCUGCAGGCGAUUCUCCUCCUCUGUCAGCAUCAAUUGAUAAGCUCGACGCAUGAGACUUCCACCAGUCUAUGGCAUAUGAUUGGAAUGGCAGUGCGCAUGUGCUUUGAGAUGGGCCUUCAUCGUGAGGAAACUUAUAAGUAUCGAACAAAUCCCAACACACCAGCAGGCACCGACCUGGGGAUCCGUCGGCGGUGCUUCUGGUGUGUACUGGCAAUGGACCGUGUUGUUAGUAUUACAUUGGGUCGACCACUUGCAAUCCAUCUGGAAGAUGUGGAUCUUGCGCUACCCGACUGCGGAAAUGCACAGUUGUCGAAUGGUUCUCAAAUGGAUGAGAUGGCUUUGCCUAAAGAGCAGUUCCAAACAGCGGUGUUUGUUCACAUAACUCGAUACCGCAUUCUUUGUGGUAAGAUCAUGGUAUCCCUGCACCGAAGUCGUCAUUCGUCCAAUGAAUCCCUUGCCUUAGCUGCGCAGACAGAGCUUGCCAAUGAGUUGGAAGAAUGGCGAUCCAAAACAAAUACACUCAAUCUAAACAGCUAUAGUCCGUAUGGGCCUCGUCCCUCCAGCUUCUUGACUUUCGACUGGUAUGAACUGUUAUAUUAUAAUGCACUACUGAUGUUAUAUCGACCGUCUCCAGCUCUCCCGCUAACCUCAUCCCGGGCGUUGGUUGCGGUGCCAAUUAUCUAUGGUGCUGCCAAGCAAACCAUCAGUCUUUACUCGCACCUCCAUAGCUUACGAAGGCUCAACUAUACCUGGAUCACCUUGCAUAGCGUCUUUAUGGCGGGUCUUUCCUUCGUCUAUGCGGCCGGAGGGCACUUUCGCGCCAAGAAGACCAGCUACGACCAGCGCCAGGAACCAGCAAUGCUGAAAGCUGAUCCUUCAAUUUUAGAAAUCGUAAAUGUUUCACGCUCCUGCUCUAAUGCCCUGGUGGCGGUGUCGGAACGGUGGAAUGUUCCCCUAUACUGUCAUCGCGUUUUCGAUCGACUAAGUGAUGCCGUGCUGAAGGACGCGAUUGAUUACCACGUUUCUCGUGGGGUCGCUACCUGUCCACAGCCUGCUCCUUCUCCUCCCUUACUCGAUAGCCUGCCGCCAGUAGUCGCAUCGUCGCAUUUUACAAUGGAUGGCCCGACACCUAAUGGGUGGCCCAUUCAUGAUGCGGGAGCAUCUCCUUUGCUCGCCGUAGAUAAUGCAUUUCGGGAUUGUUUCAAAGAUUUACAGCACUUUUAUGAAUCAUCUUUCGGUGAAGAUCCCAUUGGGCAACUCUCACAGGAUUGGCUGGGACAGAUUGGUGGUCCGCCGGAUAUCUGGUCAGUGAAUGAUAGAUAA
This is a messenger RNA of Talaromyces amestolkiae, 2049 nucleotides long. RefSeq lists its product as uncharacterized. Gene Ontology annotation, biological process: positive regulation of transcription by RNA polymerase II; DNA-templated transcription. The coding region runs from base 1 to 2049 and encodes 682 amino acids. The transcript has 3 exons. The record is from RefSeq and is a predicted model, not a curated record. Gene Ontology annotation, molecular function: sequence-specific DNA binding; zinc ion binding; DNA-binding transcription factor activity, RNA polymerase II-specific. NCBI's taxonomy places the organism in Eukaryota, Fungi, Ascomycota, Eurotiomycetes, Eurotiales, Trichocomaceae.